AUGUCAAUUUUCAAAAAUAUAACUUUAUUAGGCUCCAAUGUUUCAAAAAGUAAUAAUAAAAAACUAAAUGAAAACAGUGGCAUUUUUAUGAAUGAAAAUACUAACAAUACAAAUGCUAAAUGGAAUCCAAGAUACUAUUUAAUUAAAUGUAAAUAUUUUGAAAUGACUGCCAUUGCCUAA
Messenger RNA from Dictyostelium purpureum, 180 nucleotides. RefSeq lists its product as uncharacterized. The record is from RefSeq and is a predicted model, not a curated record. The transcript has 2 exons. NCBI's taxonomy places the organism in Eukaryota, Evosea, Eumycetozoa, Dictyosteliales, Dictyosteliaceae. Bases 1 to 180 code for a protein of 59 amino acids.